Molecule: messenger RNA, 801 nt
Organism: Catharus ustulatus (Swainson's thrush)
Lineage: Eukaryota; Metazoa; Chordata; Aves; Passeriformes; Turdidae
Gene: C1H9orf152
Product: chromosome 1 C9orf152 homolog
Exons: 2
Coding region: 1-801 (266 amino acids)
Source: RefSeq, a predicted model, not a curated record
AUGAAGGAAAUGUCCUGCUUCUGCUUGACUUUUUCUUCCUUGUUGGAACAGAUGGUGAAGGCUUACAAAUACGUGACUGGUAUUUUUUCAGUGACUCAUAGCUCAGAGCCACAGGUUUCAGAGGGUGAUAAGAAGCUCACCAAGAUGGAUGUAAGCGUACUUGAGGAGCAGUAUGACCAUAUAAAACAGAAGCAAAAACUGCAACCACACAUUAUUGUAUAUAAAACAGGUGGGCAUGAAUCUGUUCUGCCAGAAUCAAUGGUCAACCCUGUUCUAAUUAAUAAGAAAGUUAAAAGAUCAAAGUCAUGUAGAGGAGACGUCCCUGUCAGAAAGGUCACACUGGAGACAAUCAACGGUGGCAACUCAGAAGACAACUUGCUCUGGCACAUCCACCUGGGAACUCACCGCCUGGGGCAGGCCCCUGCACAAGGAGAUUCCUGCGAUCUUUCCCAGUGCAACAGCUCACCGUGGAGUUUUGACAACAAGAGACUGAUUUCAAAGGGAAAUGGCACACCACAGACCGAGGAAUCAGCAGGAGCGGGUGAACUCUCUGAGCUCAGGCAGCUGGGAAGCUCGAGCCUGUUGAACAGUCUCAGCAAAGAGAACGGCUGCAACAUUUCAAGCUCCUGCCAAAAGCCUCCUCUGAAAUCAGCCACUGCAGCACUUUGGGCACAUCAGCAGAUUUCUGCUACAAAAUGCAUGCCAGCCUGCAACAAACUGAACUUUUACCCUUUUCCGAAUAGGAAAGGGCCCAGAAUUUCUGAAGCAGCAAGAAGGCUCGGGUUAUAUGUGUCACAAUGA